This is a messenger RNA of Ilex paraguariensis (yerba mate), 870 nucleotides long. The record is from the annotation of a GenBank genome assembly. NCBI's taxonomy places the organism in Eukaryota, Viridiplantae, Streptophyta, Magnoliopsida, Aquifoliales, Aquifoliaceae.
AUGGUGUCCAAAAUCAUCAAGAAAACCCCAACAAAAACCAUAAAAAAGGCUCGAAACUACCACCAACGCCGCCGCAAGAAGUCUCCGAUCAAGAGCGCCACCGCUACUGCCUCCCUCGUUGUAGCUUCCAUCAACAAAUCAAUCUACAGUUGCCACCGCCGCCUCAUCAAGAUCUUCUCAAAACUAACCCGAAUUGAUACCCCAAAGAGAAGUCCCAGAAAACAAGGCUACAAAUUCCUCAAGAAAGUCACAGCCGAAGACCCACAAAACCUCCGUAGAUCACUCUUCAAUGAGAAACACUCUCUUCCUCCAUUGAUAUCACCGAUGAAGAAGACGGUAUUUCUUGAUUUGGAUGAGACUUUAGUCCAUUCCAAGCCAGAUCCACCUCCUGAAAAGUACGAUUUUAUCGUAAGGCCAGUGAUCGACGGACAAAAAGUCGUUUUCUAUGUGUUGAAGCGUCCAUUUGUAGAUGAACUAUUGGACUAUCUCAGCAAGAAUUUUGAGAUUGUGGUGUUCACCGCCGGGAUUGAAGAAUAUGCUUCAUUGGUGCUUGAUAGGCUUGAUUGGAGGGCGGCGAUAUCGCACCGAUUGUACCGGAAUUCAUGUAAAGAGGUUGAUGGGAAGUUUGUGAAGGACUUGUCUGAGUUGGGGAGGGACUUGAAGAGUGUGGUGAUUGUCGAUGAUAAUCCGAAUUCAUACGUGUUUCAGCCGGAAAAUGCGAUUCCGAUCAGGCCGUUUACUGAUGAUAUCGGAGAUGGAGAGCUGAGGAGGUUGAUUGAGUUCUUUGAGGGGUCUGAUAAGUUUGAAGAUAUGAGAGAUGCUGUGAAUAAGUAUCUUGCUGAGAGAGAUGAGAAGGUGGUUCAAGUGUAA